AUGUCCCGCCCUCUGCCUCGCUCGGAUUGGUCAAUACGGCUGUCGGUCAACCCGGUUGCGGCCGGGUUGCGCAGUGACUGGCUGGUUCCCGAUAAGAGUUUCAGCUGUAAGAUCUGUGGGAAAAAUUUCAAACGUUCCUCGACACUUUCCACACACCUGCUGAUCCACUCCGACACGCGGCCCUAUCCCUGUCAGUAUUGUGGGAAAUGCUUCCAUCAGAAGUCCGACAUGAAGAAACACACCUUCAUCCACACAGGUGAAAAGCCUCACAAGUGUCAGGUGUGUGGGAAAGCUUUCAGCCAGAGCUCAAACCUCAUCACCCACAGCAGAAAGCACACCGGCUUCAAACCUUUCAUCUGCUCUGCAUGUGGCAAAGGAUUUCAGAGGAAAGUCGACUUGCGCAGGCAUAUGGAGACACAUAUUGGGCUGAACUCAGCUGCUGUUUAGGUCACGGGAAACGCAGCCAAUAAGGAACAUGCCAGCUCCCUGGCUCAGCCAAUGAACCAUGUCCCAGCCCUCUGAUUCAGCCAAUGAUGGGAUACCUUGAAAUCGUGAUUAAUGAGAUGAUCCUGAAUUCCUUGGCUCUCCAAAGAUGUCAGUGCGGAGCUGUAGUUCAGCAUGGCUGUAUCCUGGGCCUCUUCCUGCAGAGCGGAACUGCUCCUGCACCAUAGUCUGGGAAGGAAGAUCCCAGUAAAAACCUCCUCAAUCCAGGAUUCCUUAUCCUUUUUAACCUUCCUGCAGGGUUACUGCACAGGGUCUGCAGCGGGUUAGAGAAAGCAGCUCACCACCACCUUCUCAAGGGCAAAUAGGGAUGGGCAAUAAAUGCUGGUCCAGCCAGCGAUACCCACGUCCCCAUGAACGAAUAAAUAAAGAAUAAAAGAUGUAUUUUCAAAAAGUGUUUUAAGCUCUAACAAUGUGUCAAUGCCCAGAACUUCAGAACAGAAAGUGGCCUGAGAGCUCAGAGCCGAAUCCAUGGGAUUAAAACUGGAGGGUCCUGUCACUGGGAGACAGUCCUCGGUGAAACCAGGAUUCUUUCAUAACCACUGACACGGUGAUGUGCCUGAGUUCAUUUUUUAGCUUCAAUGUUUGUUUUCUAUAUAUUUUAAUUAAUAAAAAGAUCCUCGUUGAACAA
Messenger RNA from Carcharodon carcharias (great white shark), 1132 nucleotides. RefSeq names its product zinc finger protein Gfi-1-like. Bases 1 to 447 code for a protein of 148 amino acids. Lineage: Eukaryota; Metazoa; Chordata; Chondrichthyes; Lamniformes; Lamnidae. The transcript has 3 exons. The record is from RefSeq and is a predicted model, not a curated record. Gene Ontology annotation, biological process: regulation of transcription by RNA polymerase II. Gene Ontology annotation, molecular function: RNA polymerase II cis-regulatory region sequence-specific DNA binding; DNA-binding transcription factor activity, RNA polymerase II-specific.